This is a messenger RNA of Trichobilharzia regenti, 4816 nucleotides long. The record is from the annotation of a GenBank genome assembly. Lineage: Eukaryota; Metazoa; Platyhelminthes; Trematoda; Strigeidida; Schistosomatidae.
AACGCGAUAUUAUGAAAAUCGCGGUUAUUUAACAGAAAGUGCUGGUUACCUACAGUCUUUCUCACGGUUUACAUAUUAUCUGAAGACAUUUACAUGAUUCACUAUGCCUACACAAUUAGAUGAAAAAUCCGUGUCUAAUUUCGACAAGUUGGAGAGACCUUCAAUGCGAAAUGUUGCGUAUUCUGUUGCAAUGGACAGACUCUUUCAGGAUGUUCGCCACGGUGAACAUCCUGAAGGAAUUUCUCCCCUUGAAGCCGUUAAUCUAUAUCGGGAUAGUCUCUCAUUACACGAAAGGAAAGAAAUUUUGCGUUACGAUAAAAUUUUCUAUGUUGGCUGUACAGCUGAAAAACAUUCAGUUUCCAAUUGUUUUCAAUUUCCUGUACAAAAACCUACCAAUCACAUGAUAUCACAACAUUUCAAUGACAAAAUGAAUAAUGGUAGUAAUCAUAAUAUUAAUAGUAAUAUUAAUACUACUACUACUACUACUACUAAUAAUAAUAAUAAUAUUAAUAAUCAUAACAAUAAUUCAGACGACAAUCAAUCAAUGUUCAAUGAUUCCGAUAACUUUUAUCGUAUUAUUCAACAUGAUCAUAUUGCUUAUCGUUAUGAAAUAUUAUCUUUACUGGGGAAAGGAAGUUUUGGUCAAGUUGUCUCCGCCUAUGAUCAUAUGAAAGGCUGUAAAGUUGCCUUGAAGAUAAUUCGUACAGAACCACGUUUUACACGUCAGGCACGUGAAGAAAUCCGUAUUUUGGAGACACUAAGAGAUAUGCGUGAAUCCUAUGGAAAUGGUACAAAAAAUCGUUAUGAUUUUCCAGUUAUCCAUUUAUACGAGUAUUUUACAUUUCGUAAACAUAUUUGUAUGACAUUUGAACUACUCAAUAUCAACUUAUAUGAUCUGCUCAAGUUGAAUAAAUUUACCGGACUACCAAGAGAUCGUGUUCGACGAAUCUGUUUUCAAGUACUGAAAGCCUUACAAUUUAUUCAAAAGGCCGGGAUUAUACAUUGUGAUUUAAAACCAGAGAAUGUUCUACUCGUCUGGCCACAAUCACCAGAAAGUGAGAACAAUACGAGUACGACUACUACUCAUAAUAAUAAUAAUCAUAGUCACCAUUCCGGUUAUCAACAAAAGCACCAAAAUCAUUCAAACAAUAAGAGUAAUAAUGAUUCAGCGUCGAAUUUACGUUCAACUUAUUAUAGUGGUGCUGAACAAAAAGAUUAUGUAAAGCUGAUUGAUUUUGGAUCAAGUUGUUUUCGUAAAGGUCAACCUUAUCCAUAUAUUCAGUCAAGAUUUUAUCGUGCACCAGAAAUUCUACUUCGUUUAGGUUAUGAUGAAGCAAUUGAUACUUGGAGUUUUGGUUGUCUUAUCGCUGAAUUAAUCAAUGGCUUACCCUUAUUCCCCGGAGAAGAUGAAGCCGAUCAAAUGGCAUGCAUUAUGGAAGUCCUUGGUCUACCGCAUCCAUCAUUAUUACGUCAUUCAUCACAAAUCGAUCGUUACUUUAUUGAAUAUAAAUGUGAUAAACUGAAGCCAUCAGCGCUUGAGGCAUAUGAUAAAAUAGGUGUAAGAGUGAAUAAAGACUCUGUCUACCUACCACGUUAUUGUUCAAUACGUUAUUCAAUGGUUGACAAUUCACCACAACUGCUACCAGGUCUUUCAAAACGCGGUGGACAUGUUCGUGGUAUCCCUAAUAGUAUGCCACUACUACAAGCUAUUACUCAGUCAAGACUACGUCGUUAUAAGCGUAAAGAUACACGAAGUGUAAGUAAUCUAACAACAACAACAACAACAACAAUGAAUCAUAUAAGUGGUCAUAAAAUGUCUGAAGAAGAAGAAGCCUAUAUGGAUGAAGAUAACGAAUUGGUUGUCAAUCUGGUCGCUUCAUGUUUAUCUUGGUUACCAAAUGAAAGAAUCCAGUCAAACAAAGCAAUUGUUCAUUCAUGGUUCAAUCAUUUUUAUCAUAAUCAUAAAACCAAUAGUAAUAAUGGCAAUAAUGGUAAAUCUCACACAGGCUUUCGUUCACCUUUACGUGUACGAAGUAUGGAAGUGUCGAAAUUUGUUUCUUCAAAAUUUAUGAAUGAAUUAAACGAACGUCAAUUGAUUCAUGAUUACCGUAAUAGUCGUGAGUCUUUAGGCAAAGACGCCAUGAUGUUAAACAAGCCUGAAUUAGUAGGACCAGGAGCAGCAGGAGGAGGUGGUGGAGGAUUACGUAAUCAUGGUCAACAAAAAGCCUCACGAUUAAAUAUGAACACUAGUCAUUUGUUUAAUUUAGAUGUUACUGGGAAUAAUGCUUCUUUGAAUGAUUUAACAUCAGUGAGAAAUUCAUUUAUGAUUGAUGCACAGGUUAGUCCGAUCACUGCAGAAGAAGUUAAGUUAGCCCAACGUAAUUCACAAAUUACUAUUGUACCACGUGUACCUGUACAAAAUCAAACAGACCAAUCGGAUUAUUACAGUAAUACUGUAAGUCUAAUUGAUUCACCGAUAAUCACUUCAAUAAAAGAUUUGUCACAAUCGCUACUAACACAACCACCACAAACAGCGACAACAACAAUGUCGGCGACGAAACUAAAUCUAACAUCAUCUAGUUCCUCUUCAUCAUCACUGUCAGUGUCGUCUGCUGCAGUUCCUGCUACUGCUUCAGCUAGUGGACGAGUUACACUGGUUUAUUCAUCAAGUAAUAAUAACAAUAAUAAUAACAACAAAAAUGGCAAUAUUGAGUUGGGAAACAAUCGAGAUGGUCGAUUAUUGGCUGUGAAUGUUAUCACGACGACGAUGACGGCAGCGGUGCCAGCUACUAUUACUGCUACGAAUGCCAUGAAUGCUGUUGCAACGAGUAAUCAGAACACCACCAACAUCAACAACGCCUGUGAUGACAUAACCAUUUCUAACACAUAUAAUAGUUUAUUUAAACUGACUGAUAACACGACUGUCGGCGGUUAUAGAAGGAACAGUCCAAGUAGUCGGAGUAGCAGUAGUAGUAGCAGUACAAGUAGUGGGGCUGGAAGUUUUGAUGGAAUUAACUACACCAGUGUCAACGACAUUAAACAUAAGCACCAACAGUCAUCUUCACCGUUAUCUUUUCAUCCCCAUCAUAAUGCACAAGGGAUUCUCACCUCUUUGAAUGAUAAGAACUCUUCAGGUAACCUAUUAUUAAAAUCAUACCCGACAGGCUACACAAAACCUGAUACAAUCUAUCAGAGUAAAAUGAUCCUAGAUCGUAAUACCACUACUACCAAUCUGAAUGACACUAAUGGUAUCGGUAUUGUCAAACCAAUCUCAGGAUAUAUUGUAAAUACUUAUACUACUCAUGAUCCGAAUAAUAUAAGUAGUAUUAGUAGUAGUACUAAUCACAAAACGAAAAUAAUCACUGACACUGAACCAUCAUCGGAUACUCCAACAUUAUUGAUUACAACUGGUGGUGGGCAGUGUUGUUCAGCGUCUGAAUCAACUCCCCACUUACCAAAUCUAAUCAAAUUAAACGCCAACUAUGCGAAUUCACCAAUAUCUAAGAUAAUGAAUGCAUCAAACCGUUACUCGUAUUCAAAUCUACACCAGCCAUCAAUGCAAUCAACACUAGGAGCAUCAUUAUCAUCAUCACAGGUACAAGCACCGUUCAUCUCAUCGUUAAGGAUAGAUAAACCCUUGAAUAAUAGUAUGCAUAAUAUUGUGAAUAUAUCAAAAAUGAAGUUAUCCUAUGAUAAUCAAGAUGAUGAUCAAAGUGAUUUAUCGAUUAAUAAUGAUGGAGUGAAGAAACGCUAUUCUGUACCAUCACGUUCACGAUUAAUUGAUAUACCACAAAGUGAAUAUGAAAUACCAGUCACUGGUAAUAAUACUACUACUAAUAACAAUAAUAAUAAUAAUAGGGCUGGUAGCGUGAAUGACCGUUAUGCUAAACAAGAUCUUCAUUUUAUACCAGUGACAUCAAAUGCUUUCUCAUCGAUAACUUUGACCUCGAAUACCUUCUCUCCGUUGUCUAACACAGUGACAUUGUCGUCGUCACGUAACACAACCAUUUCAAAUGGUCCUGGUCUCUUGCACAAUUUCAAUACAAACAGCACACUAUUACACAAUAGUAAUAGUAACAAUAAUGCAUCGUGUAAAUAUCCGAGUGCACUUUCUUAUCAACGAGAAUCACACCAGAAUCAAUUCGGAGGAGGCAAUAGUUCACAGUACCCUCAAGAACAACCCCGUCGUUAUAUUGCUACGAAUCGAUUUUCUGGUGGUAAUUCAACUUCAAUUACGCCUAAUACUAUCACCAAUAUGAAUAAUAAUAAUAAUAAUAAUAACAAUAGUAAUUAUCGUAAAUUGUCGGAUUUGACUAAGCCUUCUAUGGAAUAUAUUAACGCCUAUGAUGAAGGUAAAAAUAACGAUAUUAUUGUAUACAAGAAUCUUGUGAAUGGUUAUCCCACACAAUCUGUUGACACUACAAUUACACUGCCAGAAAUUGCUCCAAAACCUUUAAAUCGUACAAAAAUGUUAUUGCUAAAUAAUAAUUAUAAUAAUAAUAAUGGUACUGCUAGUACUACUACUACUUAUAAUGAUAAUGGCAGUAGUAGUAAGAUAAUCUAUGAUACGUAUAAUUAUGAACAAAGUAAUCCUAUGAAAUGGCGUGGUAAUAAUUCAACUAAUCUAUAUGCUCCACAACCUUAUAGUCAACCGAAUAUGAGUGAAUCAUCCUCAUCGACUCACAGAAUGAUUACUCAACGUUUACCUCAACAUAAUAACAAUAAUAAUAAUAAUAAUAGCAAUAAUGGCAGUAUGAAUUGUGUUAACCAUACUAAUGGUUAUGUUGAUCAAGUUCAACCAUACUACGCACCAUAG